AUGUCAGACAACGGCAAAACAUUCGUUGGCGCCCAAAGAUCCAUUUAUAGAGAACUCUCCAGCUUUCUCAAGGACAUCGUUCCAGAAAUUGCUGAACAUUAUACCGUACAUGGUCUCUCAUGGCAAUUCAUACCCCCAUAUUCUCCUAAUAUGGGAGGUCUCUGGGAAGCGGCUGUAAAAAGCUUUAAGGCGCACUUCAACAAAGUGGCAGGCAAUCAAAAGUUUACCUUUGAAGAGCUCACCACUCUCCUCAUACGCAUCGAAGCGGUCGCUAAUUCCAGACCACUCUCUCCCAUGUAUCAGGACCCAAAUGGUUUGUUAGCCGUAACUCCAGUUCGUUUUCUACGUGGAGCCCCAUUACCUUACCUACCAGAACCUAACGCUGAAAACCUCAACCUGGUGAAUAAGUGGCAAAAAUUGAAGGUGCUCCACCACCAGUUUAGUAUACGCUUGAAAAACGAAUACCUAAAGGAGUUGCACAAGAGAAACAAAUGGAAAGCACUCGAAACAAACAUCACUGAAGGAAAUUAG
Molecule: messenger RNA, 531 nt
Organism: Rhagoletis pomonella (apple maggot)
Lineage: Eukaryota; Metazoa; Arthropoda; Insecta; Diptera; Tephritidae
Exons: 1
Coding region: 1-531 (176 amino acids)
Biological process (GO): DNA integration
Molecular function (GO): nucleic acid binding
Source: RefSeq, a predicted model, not a curated record